AUUGAAAGCACUCAGGCAGAGAGUGCAGCAGGGGUGCUAUUUUUAGGACCAGAUACAUAUCCAGAUCGGUUCCAGGCUGUCGCCAACCAGCCACGCCACCGAGGCCUUCCUGAGAACCGAGAGCCUGGCAGCACCGGGCAGGGUGGAAUCCAAGUCUGGCCUGCUCUUUCGACGGUGCUCGCAUGGGCAGCCCUAAGGAAAAGGCCCAGGAGGCCGCCCCGGAAGAGACGGAUGCCAUCCUGGAGGUCGGUGGGACAUGUUUCCCCGUCAACAGGUGGGCCCUGGCCCGCCAGAGCCCGUACUUCGAGGCCAUGUUCUUUGGGGGUACCCGGGAGCGCACCCAGCGGCAUAUCCGCCUCCAGGGGCUGAAGGCGGAACCGUUCCGGGCCCUCCUGGAUUUCACCCGGACUGGCCUCCUCUCGCUCUCCUCUCUCAACGUGGCGGCUCUGCUGGAAACGGCGGACUUUCUCCGGCUGGAGAGUGCCAAGCGGCACUGCGAGACCUUUCUAAAGCGCGAGCUGCACGUCUCCAACUGCCUCGGCCUGCUGGCCUACGCCCAGCAGUUCGCCUGUGGGGAGCUCGGCUCGGCCGCCCUCCAUGGGGCGCUCACCCACUGGGCCGAGCUGGUGGCCCAGGAAGAGUUCCUGGAGCUGCCCAAGGAAACGCUGCUCACCCUCCUGGCGAGCGACGAGCUCUUUGUGGCCCGGGAGGACGCCGUCUUCGAGUCAGUGGCACAGUGGGUGGCUGCCGAUCCGGGGGCCCGAGAAGGGGAUUUCCUGGAGCUGGCGGCCCUGAUCCGGGUGCCCUUCCUCACCCUCUCCUUCCUGGACCUGCUUGUCAAACAGAGCAAGGGGCCUGGGCAGGACUUCGCUGUCCAGCUGGUGAAGAAGCUGGACCACUGUCCGCCACCCAACUGGAGGCAUGUGGCUGACUCGCCCUGCACGGGCCGGAGUUAUGAAGCGCUGUACGUGCUUGCUGGGCCGCACGACCGGGAGCAGCAGGAGCUCCUCCAGUUCCAACCCAAGAGCGGUACCUGGCAGGCCUGCUCACCCCUCAAGCGCAAAAACCUCACCCAGUAUGCCGUGGCUGUCGUAGGCAACCUCCUCUUUGUGACCGGCGGCUACUUCCGCGAGGAGUUUUUCUGGUCCACGGUGGACUCGGUCUUGAUCUACAACUCCUGGGACAACAGUUGGCUGGAAGGGCCAGCCAUGAAGAAAGCCCGCAACAGCCACUGUGCCGUGGGGGUGGGCUUCCACGUCUACGUCCUUGGGGGCAGCACCGAGGAAGGGGGCAUAACCCCGGACGUGGAGCGCCUGGCCCCUGCUGACUCCGCCUGGCAGAGCACCAGCCCCCUUGUGCACCCUGUGGAGCGGGCCGGAGCCGUCAGCCUGGGGACCCGGGUGUACGUGGUCUGCGGCCUGGACGAGAACGGGGAUGUCUGCCGUGCCGUUCAGCGGCUGAAUGUGGAGACGGACAUGUGGGAUGUGGUUUCCUUCUCGCCCCUUCCACGGUGAGGCUUGUUGGGUGAGGGUAUCCUUCUGGAGACGGGGGGGGGCAGAAAGCCCAAAUGCGGGCAGAGGGCGGCUGUCAACCCCCUUCAGCUCUACCCAGCCCAUUGCCCGUGGCGAGAACCGGGGGGGGACAAAAGGGACCCGAGGGGGGGAGGACGGCAGAGCCCCAAACCAGUAAAGUCCAACAAGAAAACCCAGGAGGUGCACAAAAAAACCCACUGUAUUCAGUCCAGUGCCCCCGCAGCACUUCCUCGGGCGCGUUGGAAAGGGUGUUGCCAUCAAGCAUACAUCUUUUAAAUGCGCUCUUCGAUCCGACCGAAGUGCGAGACAGAAGCGUGUCUACAAGCCAAGUUGAGAGGCAAGAGUCCGUGAGCAAAACUGUAAGUCAAGCGUACUCUCCACCUCGUCUUUCGCAAAAAGCCAGGGAAAAAAACCCAAACCCCUCCGCCCGUUACGCCCAGUUUUGCAACACGAAACAAACAGUGCUUUGGGGAAAGUGCCUGGGGCGGGGGGUUGGCAGGAGCAGGGGAGCCAG
Messenger RNA from Pogona vitticeps (central bearded dragon), 2046 nucleotides. RefSeq names its product kelch-like protein 23. Gene Ontology annotation, molecular function: protein binding. NCBI's taxonomy places the organism in Eukaryota, Metazoa, Chordata, Lepidosauria, Squamata, Agamidae. The record is from RefSeq and is a predicted model, not a curated record.